ACUUUUAUCUUCAGAUUCGUCCAUUUCUCUCCCAUUCUGUAGAUCAGAUUCCUCCAGUCAAGAGUUUUCCUCACUUUCCCGAGAAAAUUACACCACACUUCCCAAGAAAAGAAUGAGAGAAAUUCUCCACAUUCAGGGCGGCCAAUGCGGAAAUCAGAUCGGAGCUAAAUUCUGGGAAGUGAUCUGUGAUGAGCACGGUAUUGACCACACCGGAAGGUACAGUGGCGAUUCUGAGCUCCAGCUUGAGCGUAUCAAUGUCUAUUACAACGAGGCCAGUGGUGGUAGAUAUGUGCCUCGUGCUGUACUUAUGGAUCUGGAGCCGGGUACUAUGGAUUCCGUUAGAUCUGGUCCCUUUGGGCAGAUCUUUAGACCUGAUAACUUCGUUUUUGGCCAGUCUGGAGCAGGGAAUAACUGGGCUAAAGGUCAUUACACUGAAGGAGCUGAGUUGAUCGAUUCUGUGCUUGAUGUUGUCAGGAAAGAGGCUGAGAAUUGUGAUUGCUUGCAGGGAUUUCAAGUUUGUCAUUCGUUGGGUGGAGGCACUGGUUCUGGUAUGGGAACUCUUCUUAUUUCCAAGAUCAGGGAGGAGUAUCCUGAUCGAAUGAUGUUGACAUUUUCCGUCUUUCCUUCUCCUAAGGUCUCUGACACAGUUGUGGAGCCAUAUAAUGCGACUCUUUCUGUUCAUCAGCUUGUGGAAAAUGCUGAUGAAUGUAUGGUUUUGGACAAUGAGGCUUUAUAUGAUAUCUGCUUUCGUACUCUCAAGCUUGCUACUCCAACUUUUGGUGAUCUUAACCAUCUCAUAUCUGCUACCAUGAGUGGUGUUACCUGUUGCCUUCGUUUCCCUGGACAGUUGAACUCUGAUCUUCGGAAGCUUGCAGUUAACCUUAUCCCAUUCCCUCGCCUUCAUUUCUUCAUGGUUGGGUUUGCACCCUUGACUUCAAGAGGAUCACAGCAGUACCGGGCUCUGACUGUGCCUGAGCUGACCCAGCAGAUGUGGGACGCCAAAAACAUGAUGUGUGCUGCUGAUCCACGACAUGGUCGCUAUCUAACUGCUUCAGCUAUGUUCCGAGGUAAAAUGAGCACUAAAGAGGUCGAUGAGCAAAUGAUAAAUGUCCAGAACAAGAACUCUUCAUACUUUGUUGAGUGGAUCCCCAACAAUGUUAAGUCCAGUGUCUGUGACAUCCCACCUAAAGGUCUAAAGAUGGCAUCAACUUUCAUAGGAAAUUCGACUUCUAUCCAGGAGAUGUUCAGGCGCGUUAGUGAGCAAUUCACGGCUAUGUUCAGGCGCAAGGCUUUCUUGCACUGGUACACCGGUGAGGGUAUGGAUGAAAUGGAAUUUACUGAGGCUGAGAGUAACAUGAAUGAUCUGGUGGCUGAGUACCAGCAGUAUCAAGAUGCAACAGCUGACGACGAGGAAUACGAGGAGGAAGACGAGGAGAUCCCUGAGUGAGGUUGCUUAAAAGUCCUUUUCACUAUGUCUGAAGUUUGUAUUUUGCUGUCAGUGAGUGAUUAUGUAAUGUUGUUUAAAAGGGUCAAAUUAGAUUGACAUGCUCGUGUAUGGAUUGUGAGUCCUUGUAUCAGAAAAUGGGGUUUUCUCGACUCUGUUUUGUUUUUUGUAUUUCACUGCUGGCUGUUUGUAUCUAGUAGGAUGGGUAUAUGAAUUGAAAUUAUUGAUGUUGCUAGGGGUUCAUUGAUA
This is a messenger RNA of Jatropha curcas, 1693 nucleotides long. RefSeq names its product tubulin beta-1 chain. NCBI's taxonomy places the organism in Eukaryota, Viridiplantae, Streptophyta, Magnoliopsida, Malpighiales, Euphorbiaceae. Gene Ontology annotation, molecular function: structural constituent of cytoskeleton; GTP binding; GTPase activity. The record is from RefSeq and is a predicted model, not a curated record. Gene Ontology annotation, cellular component: microtubule. Gene Ontology annotation, biological process: microtubule-based process.